CAACCUCGUUCUGGUGAGAAAUUUAUAGGAGUUGCCACGUUUUCAGGUUCGUAUUAGAAAAAGUUUCCCAGAGGGGCAUAGUUUUUGUUUGGUUAGAAUAUAUUUUGCAAUACGGCUUUAAUCCAAAGGAUUGUAAUAAAAGGAGUCAUUUUAAAUGGAAAAACACAACCCAGCAUCAGACAGCGAAGACGAAGCUUUUGAAAGUGCGGACGAGGGAGAGGUAGAUGACGGGCCUAGCCCUCCAAAAGGGCCAACUGCAUCGACAAUUAUGGAACAACAGCCUUUGGAAUCGUGUAACGCAUUAAAUAAGGAUCUAAAGGAUGAAAAAUCCGAAUCUAAAAAUGGUGCUGCUGAGUUAAAAGUAAGUGAUAUUGUUGAAAAAGAGAAAGAUGCUGGUCCUGAAGUUGACGAAGCUUCUCUGAGAAGUGACGACAAUGUUGGUGACAACAACGCUGACGAAGGUACUAAGAAAGAAACAGGCAAAAGUAAUUCAGAUCAUGCCCAGGAUGUUGAAGAAGAAGUAGCAAAGACUGAAAUUGUCGCUGAUAAAGCUGAUAGCACAAAAAGCCUCUCUUCUGGCGAGUUGGGGGAUGCCACGCCUGAGCAUAAAAAUGCUGACAAUGCCGAAGAACCAACUGAACCGUCAGUUGAUCUCAUUCACGACCUGCCAAAAGACACAAAUUCAGAGAUGCCUGUUUCACAGGCAAUGGAUAGACAGGCCAGUGGUUCAGAGGAGACCAAAGAAAGUGAACAGACAAAUACUGGAUCUAGUGGUUGGGGUUGGGGAGGAUGGGGUAGCAUGCUUUCAAAGGCAACCUCAUCUGUUUCAUCUGUGCUUGAAACUGUUGAAACUCAGCUGGGGAUACCAAGUCCAUCUGAAAUGGCUAGGUUAGCAACAGCCAAGAUCACAGAACAUACCAGCUCAAAUGAGAAAGAAAAGGGAAAUGAUGAAGAAACUAAUAAAGAAACUUCAGGAGAUAAGGAAACUUCUCAGCCAGAGGAAGGGGCUGGUACAGAAAGAGGACUUAGCUCUUGGCUCUCGGGACUUGGGGUGUCUCAAAUAAGUUCCAUUGUGCAAAAUACUGGGAAGGAAAUCGUUUCAGGCAGUCUUGAUGCUUUGGAGUUUGUGGGGAAGAAAACAAUAGAUGCAAUAUCUCAUGGUGACCCAGGCUUUAGACGAAAAAGGAUGACCCUUUCGCAAGCAUUACGUGAUGCCAAAGAAAAAGCACAGCAAAAAUCUGCGGAGGCUGUUGAGGAGGAAACCGUAACAUUUUCCAUCGAGUUUGAUAAAUUCCAAGGCCUGGCCCAUCUUGAAGCUCUUGAAAUGAUUUCACAUGAAAGUGAAGCUGAACUUGAGAAGCUUCUAGAACUUUCUGCAGAUGAAUCAUUGAAGGACAAAAAUGAACAGAUUGAAAUGUUGAAGGAAAAAUUCAAAAUAAUUGAAAACGAGGAUGAUGAUUCUGAAGUCGAGGCUAAUGGGAUCGACAAUUUCGAAGAGGUUGUUAUCGAGCAAAUAGCUUGUCUGUCCCUCAGCGUUACGCCAACGAAAAUUAUUAGUGUUUAUGAAAAGUCGCGGGCUAAAAGCGAGAAGGUAGAUGGCGAAACAGUUUCGACUGAUGAUCUUUUUUCAGACACGAUCAGUUGUUUUGCCGAGAUGACUGCUCGAUCCGUUGAACUUUUUCAUAAAAUUGGGGAAUUUAUGCUCUUACCUGACGUAAAGGCGUUGUUCCUCGUGAAAUCUCGUGCAGAUGCGCUGAGAACGAUUUGCAUCACGUUACGAUCGGCGGUUUCGACACUGUCAAAUAAGUUUGCCGCAACUUUGAAUGAAAGUGCGCCGGAGAAAGACGACAAGAUCUCAAAAAUGAUCACAGAUAUUUAUUUAGAAGCUUCGAAUAGUUCGGCGUACAUUAAUGACAGUUUUCAUCUCCUGUUACCAAUUUUCCAACUUUCGGUGGUUAAAAAUUCUUGAUUAGAAUACUUUGAAGACUAUUUGCGAUAGAUAAUAAACAAAUGCAGUUGGAAUUAAUCUACAUCUUGAAAGCCUUGUAAUAUGAUGGAUUAUCCACGACAAAAAUAUCUUUAUAACCCAAUCCUACCAAAGAUUUUCCCUUUUUAAAUCUUUGCCUUUUCCCAAUAGGUGAAACCUGAAAAUUUGGGUAGAUGCAAUGCCCGUGUGAUUUUCCUCACAAUACGUCAUUAUUGACAAGCAAAUCGACUCAGGAUCCAUCGCACAGAAGUUGCUUAAAGGUUGCUGAAGUCUUUGCACAUAGACCCAUAGUUCCAACGGACAAGUACCCCACCCCCACUCCAACCCUUUUGGAAAUCUUUAACUCAGAUAAGACGAUCAGCGAAUAAGUUUCAUCUCAUGCCCCCUUCGUCUCGUCCCAUGCUUCUUCUUCCUGCCCUUCUAAAGCCCCUCUUUCCUCGUUUAACCCAGCAAUCUAAAUACCCCAUAACUUAACUCUUAGUUUAACUUUAUAUUGGUAUUCGUAGUAAACGCUAUAUCCAUACUUGCUGAAACUGCUUUCGUUAUUUUUAUUUGUUGUUGAUGUUGAAAGUUUGAUUGGUUUCAGGAAAGAUCGAGUUCAAAUCUUUAUAAGGUUUGUCAAUAGAAAUAGUGUGAAAUUUCAAGAAUGAAAUAUGAAAUCUCCGACUCUUUACAUGUUGACUAGCCAUAUAAGUAACUGCUUUGAAUUAAUGUUAGUUUUUAAAUAUUUAAAUGACAAACAUAAUGUCCAGUUUUGUAAAAUAUGAGUUACAACUUGCUUUCGAGUUCUUUUCCGAAAUCCCUAGUUGCUGAUCGAUUUUCUAUAAGUAUUGAGUAAUUCAGAAGCGAAUGGUCCGAUUUGCGAUCAAAUGAGGUUAUAAAAUAUGGCUCAAUAGGUGAAUGAAAUGUACGAAUUAUUCGGUUAACUAAAGUAAUAUUGUAAGUUGCUCUCGUGCGCACUGCGUAAGUGGCGAUCCUUCCUGUUUUGCCUUUCUAAUGUAGAAUUGAGGCAAUUUUGGAUCCGGUUACAGAAUAUUUAUUCCGUGAUCCGGUUCCCAAAAACCUACAAUCAUUGCCAAAAGUCCUUGGAACACUCUGCAAUCAAUGAAAGAUUCUAAAACUUUCUGGCCGUAAGAUACAGA
Rhopilema esculentum is the source of this 3129-nucleotide messenger RNA. RefSeq names its product protein FAM114A2. The record is from RefSeq and is a predicted model, not a curated record. Lineage: Eukaryota; Metazoa; Cnidaria; Scyphozoa; Rhizostomeae; Rhizostomatidae.